AUACUAACGUUGCCACGCUAAGAGCUUCAAUCCAGGAGAGGGCAUGGAUAAUAAUAAUGCGAGACGUGGGUAUACGAGUAAACGGGAUGUAGGCAAAAAAAAAGCCCAUCAGGGCAGCCACACGGGUAACAGCUACUGGCAAUGGCUUUCGGCAAUCCUAGUGAGAAGAGCCUCAAUCAGAUGAAUGGAAUCACCCCCCCCCCAAACUCUUCCCUACCCCACCUUGCAGCAAUCACUUCAACCGUCACCGUUAGCACCAACGUCAAUCGAUUUUCGACAAAUUGCUUAGGAAAAUGCCUCGCGAUCCUCUCAUUGGCCUUGUCGGGAAACCAUCUAGUGUUCGAAAGUUGGUAUGUAUGCCUGAUUCACAACCAUCGAUCCCCAGAGAGCAAUCGGAUACCUUCAAGUCGACUGCGCAUGCAUUCGAUUUGGCAAAUCAGACCAGUGCAAACCGAACUACGGCUCUUGCAAUAAUGGCAAACGAUCUGUGCCAAUUGAGCUCCUCGACGUCGCCGGUCUUGUACCUGGUGCUCACCAAGGGAGAGGGUUGGGAAACAAGUUUCUGGACGACCUUAGACAUGCUGAUGCACUGGUUCACGUUGUCGAUGGGAUAUGACCCUUCUCAGGAUAUCGUCUGGCUGAGGGGGGAAAUUGUGCAGUGGAUUCAGGGAAACUUGAUGGAGAAAUGGGGAUCAAUAAAGAGACGACACGUGGCUUUGAAGGCUUCACCAGUUGAUACUCUUCAAAGCCAGUUCUCCGGAUAUGGCUCCAAUCAGGCUAUGGUCGCCCGAACCCUAGACAAACUUCAAUUAAAGACACCACUAGAGAGCUGGGAUCCGGAGACGAUUGGAAAAGUGGCUAAUGCGUUCACGGAUGAGAAGUUCCCGACGGUUUGCGCUCUAAACAAGAUUGAUCACCCCGAUGCAGAUAAAAACAUCGCCAAGAUUGCUAAACAGCGAGACCCAAAUACCAUUGUGCUUACCAGCGCAAUCUCGGAGGUCUUUCUGAGAAAGUUAGCGAAGCAGGGCUAUGUCAGAUAUGUUGAGGGUAGUGACUUUGUGGAUGCCAGGGAAGAUCUGGUCGCAGAUGGCGAUCCGGAUGGUGGAGGUUUGAAAGAGUUGGACGACAAGCUCAAAACACGUGUGGAGAACUUGAAAGACAUGGUUCUUUAUAGAUUCGGAAGUACAGGAGUUGUACAAGUUCUUUCUAGAGCUGCUCAAUUGCUUGGACUGGUUCCCGUGUUUCCUGUUAGAAAUGUUAACACUUUCUCAUCCGGGGCCAACUCAACAGGUGUUUUUCGGGAUUGUGUUUUGGUCAGCAAGAACUCGACUGUGAGAGACGUUGCAAAGAAGGUCAUGGGGGAUGUUGCAAUUGCCUACAUAGAAGGUGUUGGAGGCACAAGAGUUGCUGAGACUGAUAUUGUGGAAGUUGGGAAAAACGAUAUUCUGACAUUCAAAGUCGGGAAGGCUUAAUACCGGUAUGAUUCUAGAAUGGUGAGCGAGAAAGUGUUCACAGCCUUGUAUGGAGAAGUUAUUGUAAUAUUAGAGGGAGCCCAAUACGUGGGCCUUUUUUGGUUUGAGUUUCGGGCUAGGCGGACAUGGAUACCUCCCCCACUGAUUUUGGGAACCGGGAAUAAAAGUAUCAUGAUCACCAGGCGGUAAAUGCAAAUGCAGAAGUGAUUGAACCA
This is a messenger RNA of Tuber melanosporum (Perigord truffle), 1687 nucleotides long. RefSeq lists its product as uncharacterized. The record is from RefSeq and is a predicted model, not a curated record. Lineage: Eukaryota; Fungi; Ascomycota; Pezizomycetes; Pezizales; Tuberaceae. Gene Ontology annotation, cellular component: cytoplasm. The transcript is spliced from 10 exons. Bases 294 to 1472 code for a protein of 392 amino acids. Gene Ontology annotation, molecular function: ATP hydrolysis activity.